Scomber japonicus (chub mackerel) is the source of this 2955-nucleotide messenger RNA. RefSeq names its product eph receptor A4b (gene epha4b). Bases 1 to 2955 code for a protein of 984 amino acids. NCBI's taxonomy places the organism in Eukaryota, Metazoa, Chordata, Actinopteri, Scombriformes, Scombridae. Gene Ontology annotation, cellular component: neuron projection; plasma membrane. The record is from RefSeq and is a predicted model, not a curated record. Gene Ontology annotation, molecular function: transmembrane-ephrin receptor activity; protein binding; ATP binding. Gene Ontology annotation, biological process: axon guidance; cell surface receptor protein tyrosine kinase signaling pathway; protein phosphorylation. The transcript is spliced from 19 exons.
AUGGCACCACCACGCGUCCUGUGGAUCUAUCCAUCCUUUUCCGUCCUGUACUCCCUGCUUCUUUUUCACGCGUUGUCGCCGUGCCGAGCCUUAAGGAAUUACCCGGAGAAUGAAGUUACGUUGCUGGACUCCAUGUCAGCCUUGGCUGACCUGGGCUGGGAGGCGUACCCUAAUGAGGGGUGGGAGGAGAUUAGUGUGAUGGAUGAGAGGAACACCCCAAUGAGGACCUACCAGGUGUGUAACGUCAUGGAGGCUAACCAGAACAACUGGCUGAGGACGCGUCACAUCAGCCGGGAAGGAGCGCAGCGAGUCUAUAUCGAGAUCAAGUUCACCCUGAGGGACUGUAACAGUCUGCCCGGGGUCCCUGGUACCUGCAAAGAGACAUUCAACAUGUACUACUACGAGUCCAACAAUGCCAAUGUGUGGUUCAUUAAAGAAAGUCAGUAUGUCAAGAUUGACACCAUUGCUGCAGAUGAGAGCUUUACACAGGUGGACGUUGGUGACCGUGUGAUGAAGCUGAACACAGAGGUGCGGGACAUCAGUAACCUGAGUAAAAAAGGUUUCUACCUGGCCUUCCAGGACCUGGGCGCCUGCAUCGCUCUGGUCUCUGUCAGGGUCUUCUACAAGAAGUGUCCCCUCACUGUGCUUAACUUGGCCCAGUUUCCCGACACAAUAACUGGCGGAGACACAGCAUUGGUGGAGGUCCACGGUAUGUGUGUGAAUGCCUCCGAGGAGUUUGAGGCUCCCAAGAUGUACUGUAGCGCAGACGGAGGCUGGCUGGUUCCCAUCGGGAGGUGUGUGUGUAAACCAGGCUUUGAGGAGAACAAGGACAUCUGCCAACCAUGCAGACCCGGUACCUACAAGGCCUCGGCCACGGAGGCCUACUGCACCAAAUGUCCUCCUCACAGCUCAUCCCCGCAGGAACAAGCCAUUGAGUGCAUUUGUGAGAAAGGCUUCUACCGUGCCGAGACUGACCCUCGAUCCAUGGCCUGCACACGUCCUCCAUCUGCUCCAGAAAACCCCAUCUCCACAGUGAACGAGACCUGUGUCACCCUGGAGUGGUCACCGCCCCGAGACACAGGAGGGCGGGGAGACAUCACCUACAGCCUCCACUGCAGGAAGUGCAUAGGCGAUGGCAAAAAGUGCACGCCCUGCGGUAGCAGUGUCCAUUUUGUGCCCAGACAGUUUGGUCUGUCAUCAGCUACGGUGCUGGUCACCGACCUGCAGCCAGACUCCAACUACAGCUUCACCAUUGAGAGCCAGAAUGGUGUGUCAGACUUAAGCCCCACACCCAGAGGAACAGUAGUGAUCAACAUCACCACAUCACAGACAGUGAGUGUAGUGUUGAAGGAAAGGAGGAGCAAGGACAGUGUGACUUUGGCCUGGCAGGGUCCAGAGAGACCCAACGGAGCGAUAGUGGAGUAUGAGGUCAUCUACUAUGAGAAGAAUCAGCGGGAGCAAAACUACACAGUUUUAAAGACUCGCUCCAACAUGAUGACAGUGGAUGGGCUGAAGCCAGGGACCACCUACGUGUUCAGGGUCAGGGCUAAAACAGAUGGGGGCUACGGGAGCUACGGUGGAGAAAUUGAACUGGAGACCAGCCACGAAGAUGUUUUGGCUAUUGGGGACCCUAACCAGUCCACCAUCCUGGCUGUGUCCAUUGCUGGGGGAAUCGUUCUCCUCAUCUUCCUGGUGACUUGCUUCGUUGUCAGUGGAAGGCAUUGUGGAUACAUCAAAGCCAAGCAGGACCCUGAUGAAGAGAAGAUGCAGUUCCAGCACGGCCGAGUCAAGCUUCCCGGCAGCAGGACGUACAUUCAUCCUCACACCUACGAAGACCCCAACCAGGCUGUCAGGGACUUUGCCAAAGAGAUCGAUGCAUCCAAUAUUCGUAUAGAGAGAGUUAUCGGCGGUGGAGAGUUUGGGGAGGUAUGCAGUGGUCGGCUGCGUGUUCAGGGAAAGAGGGAGAUCUACGUGGCCAUCAAGAGUCUGAAGGCGGGAUACUCUGACAAACAGAGGAGGGACUUCCUGUCUGAAGCAUCCAUCAUGGGACAGUUUGACCAUCCGAACAUCAUCAGGCUGGAGGGUGUUGUGACGAGAUGUAAGCCAGUGAUGAUCAUAACAGAGUUCAUGGAAAACGGAUCUCUGGACACUUUCCUCAAGAAACAUGACGGCCAGUUCACGGUAAUCCAGCUGGUUGGCAUGCUGCGUGGCAUCGCCUCAGGUAUGAAGUACCUGUCAGACAUGAGUUACGUUCACAGAGAUCUGGCAGCUCGAAACAUCCUGGUCAACAGCAACCUGGUGUGUAAGGUGUCUGACUUUGGCCUGAGUCGAGUUCUGGAGGACGACCCCGAGGCUGCUUACACUACAAGGGGAGGGAAGAUCCCCAUCAGAUGGACAGCUCCUGAGGCUAUAGCCUACAGGAAGUUCACCUCAGCCAGUGAUGUGUGGAGUUACGGUAUCGUCAUGUGGGAGGUGAUUUCAUAUGGAGAGAGACCCUACUGGGAGAUGUCCAACCAGGAUGUGAUCAAAGCAAUAGAUGAGGGUUACCGUCUUCCUGCUCCGAUGGAUUGUCCGGUGGUGUUGCACCAGCUGAUGUUGGAUUGCUGGGAGAAGGGUCGCAGUGAAAGGCCAAAGUUUGGACAGAUUGUCACAAUCCUGGACAAGCUCAUCAGAAAUCCAGCCAGCCUCAGAGAGCUGGCCAACAGCUCAGUAUGCAGGGAGGACCCGUCCACCCCAGAGUUCAGUGUGAGCACAGUGGAUGAGUGGUUGGAGGCCAUCAAGAUGGGCCAGUAUAAGGAGAACUUUUCCAGUUCUGGAUAUGUCAGCUUGGACGCAAUUCUCUACAUAAGUGUCAGUGAACUGACUAAGAUGGGUGUCACUCUGGCCGGCCACCAGAAGAAGAUUUUAUCCAGUGUGCAGAGCCUGCAGACCCAGGGGACGCAUGUCCAAGUAUAA